GCGGGACUGCAGCAGGCAUUCUGACACUGGGGGGAACUGACUUGGUGUCACUGACAUCCCCAGUGACACUAAUACAGUGAUUAGUACUAAUAAAAAGCACUGACACUGCUAAUGGCACUGGGCAGAAAGGGGUUAACAUGUGGAGCAAUCAAUCGGUUAACUGCGUGCUGUGUGCUGUUUGUAAUUGUGUGGCUGUGUGUGUGUGCUUCACUGUAAGCAAACUGCUAUGCACAGCCAUGCAAACCAGUGUGCAAGAGCUGACAGGGGAGAGAACUGUUUUGUUUACAAACAUGCACCCCCUACCUGGAAAUGCAAAAUCA
Molecule: messenger RNA, 320 nt
Organism: Staurois parvus
Lineage: Eukaryota; Metazoa; Chordata; Amphibia; Anura; Ranidae
Source: the annotation of a GenBank genome assembly